AUGUCUAGCAAAUCAGUCUCUUCCCUUUACUUCCCAGAAGAACCAAAAGAACCAGUGGUUGUUGAUUCACACGCUAAAAGCAAUGAAAUUGCUGACCGUUUAGGUAAAGUCUUUGACAACCGUGGUGUCUAUUUUGUUGCAGAUUAUCAAAAAUCAGUUGGUAACUACAUUGCUGAUGUCGAUGGAAACGUUUACUUGGAUGUUUAUGCUCAAAUUGCAUCUAUCCCAUUAGGUUACAACAAUCCUGCCUUAAUUGAAACCGCCAAAUCCGACAAGAUGAUCAGAGCUAUUGUUGACAGACCAGCCAUUGGUAAUUUCCCAGGCAAAGACACCGAUGAGAUUGUUGCUGAAAUUCUCAAAGUUGCUCCAAAAGGCCAAGAUAAAGUCUGGUCUGGUUUGUCUGGUGCUGAUGCCAACGAAUUAGCCUUCAAAGCUGCUUUCUUUUAUUACCAAGCCAAGAAGAGAGGUUACACCACACAAUUUUCUGAAGAAGAGAUGAAGUCAGUUAUGCAAAAUGAAGCUCCAGGUUCCCCAGAAUUGGCUAUUUUGUCAUUCGAAAGAGGUUUCCACGGUAGAUUGUUUGCCUCAGGCUCUACCACCUGUUCCAAACCAAUACACAAAUUGGAUAUGCCAUCCUUUAAAUGGCCAAAGGCUCAAUUCCCAUCUUACAAAUACCCAUUGGAUAAGUAUGCCGAAGAAAACAAGAAGGAGGAUGAAAGAUGCUUAAAGAUUGUUGACGAUAUCAUCCAAAACAACAAGAUUCCUGUUGCCGCUGUGUUGGUUGAGCCAAUCCAAUCCGAAGGUGGUGAUAACCAUGCUUCUGCUGAAUUUUUCCAGGGUUUAAGAGACAUCACUUUAAAGCAUGGUUCAUUGUUGAUCAUGGAUGAAGUUCAAACUGGUGUCGGUGCCACUGGUGUCAUGUGGGCCCACGAAAGAUUCAACUUGCAACCACCUCCAGAUUUGGUCACUUUCUCUAAGAAAUUCCAAUCAGCUGGUUACUUCUUCCACGACCCAGAAAUAAUUCCAAACUUUGCUUACAGACAAUUCAACACCUGGUGUGGUGACCCAGCUAGAAUGAUUUUGGCUGGUGCCAUUGGACAAGAAAUUCUCAAACACGAUUUAGUUAAGAGAGCAGCCGAAGUUGGUGACUACUUGUUCAAAAAAUUGGAACAAUUGCAAGAAAAAUACCCUAAAUAUAUUAAAGACCUUAGAGGAAAGGAUAGAGCUACUUUCAUUGCCUGGUCUUUAGAAAGUGGUGAAGCAAGAAACAAGUUCUUGAGUGACAUGAAGACUGUUGGUGUCAAUAUUGGUGGUUGUGCUGAAGACUCUGUUAGAUUAAGACCUACUUUGGUUUUUGAAGAAAAACAUGCUGAUAUCUUAGUUAACGCCAUUGACAAAUUAUUAGCCAGCUACUAA
Candida dubliniensis CD36 is the source of this 1416-nucleotide messenger RNA. It is a transcript of the gene UGA1, whose product is annotated as 4-aminobutyrate transaminase. The transcript has a single exon. Bases 1 to 1416 code for a protein of 471 amino acids. Gene Ontology annotation, molecular function: pyridoxal phosphate binding. The record is from RefSeq and is a predicted model, not a curated record. Gene Ontology annotation, cellular component: mitochondrion. Gene Ontology annotation, biological process: GABA catabolic process. NCBI's taxonomy places the organism in Eukaryota, Fungi, Ascomycota, Pichiomycetes, Serinales, Debaryomycetaceae.